Molecule: messenger RNA, 1845 nt
Organism: Vigna radiata var. radiata (mung bean)
Lineage: Eukaryota; Viridiplantae; Streptophyta; Magnoliopsida; Fabales; Fabaceae
Product: G-type lectin S-receptor-like serine/threonine-protein kinase LECRK3
Biological process (GO): protein phosphorylation
Molecular function (GO): protein serine/threonine kinase activity; ATP binding
Source: RefSeq, a predicted model, not a curated record
GGUCCCGAAGGAGAUUCCAUAUGGGCAUCAAACCUGGCAAGUGUUGUCUCCGUAGGUUCUAUGCUUGAUACUGGCAACUUUGUUCUACUGACUGGCAACUCUGAAAAGGUGUGGCAAAGUUUUGAGCACCCCACUGACACGUUGUUGCCUACCCAAUCUCUCCAACCUNAAGGCACGCUAACAUCUCGAUUAACAGACACUAAUUACACGACUGGAAGGUUCCAACUUUAUUUUAAGGAUGGUAAUGUCUUCCUGAGUCCUCUUGCAUGGCCUUCUCCACUGCUUUACGACCCUUACUAUAUGUUGGAUGCCUCUGGUGCUGCUUCAACAUUACUGUUCAAUGAGUCGGGGAAUAUCUACGUCAACACCACAAAUGGGACUACGAUCCAACCUCAAGGUUCCCAAUGGAAUAUAUUGGAUCUCAAUCCUGAGGUGAAUAAUUACUACUACAGAGCAACGCUUGACUUCACUGGAGUUUUCACCCAGUAUUAUCAUCCACGGAACAACACUGCUCAGUCAGGGUGGAGAAUCAUGAGGUAUGUUCCUGACAACGUUUGCAAUGCAAUAGCUUAUNAGUAUGGUAGCGGUUCNUGUGGCUAUAAUAGCUACUGCUCCAUGGAAAAUCAGAGGCCUACCUGCAAAUGCCCUUAUGGGUAUUCGCUGCUGGAUCCAAGUAAUCAAUUUGGUGGAUGCCAACCCAAUUUCACCCUUGCUUGUGGAGCUGAUGUUCAAACACCGCCAGAAGAACUAUAUGAAAUGCAUGCAUCUCAAGGUUUUAAUUUUCCUGAUGGGGAUUAUGAAAGGAUACAACCUUACUCUGAGCAGGAAUGCCAGCAGUUUUGCCUGAAGGAUUGCAUGUGUGCUAUGGCCGUUUCAGGAGGUGAUACUUGUUGGCUGAAGAGAUUUCCCCUAGGUAACGGUAGACAAGAAGCAGUCACAGAUCGACAUGUUGUCUAUAUCAAAACAAGAGUUGUUCGCGACUUUUAUACAGGUGCAAACGGGGAACCUUCUCCUACGGAUUCAAAGAUAGAACAUGAAGCUAAGCUGUUUCUUUUGGGGCCGCUAAUUGGUUCUCUUGUCCUAAACAGUAUUCUCUUUGCUACAGUUGCUUUGUUUAUUCUCAAAAGGAAAAAAGUGAAUAGGGUUUCCAAAGCCGCCCCUAGUCCUUUGGAAACGAAUUUGCAUUCNUUUACUUAUGAAAAUUUGAAAAAGGCCACACAGAAUUUUCAGGAGGAAAUAGGCAGAGGUUCUUAUGGCAUUGUUUACAAAGGACAAGUAGAAACAGGUUCUUGUCAUGUGAUUGCNGUGAAGAGAUUGGACAGAUUGGUAGACGAACGAGAGAAAGAAUUUAGGACUGAAUUGAGUUCCAUCGGUAGAACCUGCCACAAAAAUCUGGUCAGGUUAAUCGGAUUUUGCGACGAGGGAAUCAAUAGAAUAUUGGUGUACGAGUUCAUGAGCAACGGUAGUCUUGCAGACAUCCUGUUUGGGAAGUCCAAGCCCAGAUGGAAUGUAAGGGUUGGAUUUGCAUUGGGGAUUGCAAGAGGGUUGGUAUACUUGCACGAAGAGUGUGAGACUCCCAUUAUUCAUUGUGAUAUAAAGCCUCAAAAUAUACUCAUAGACGAGUAUNUCAAUCCAAAGAUAUCAGAUUUCGGGUUGGCGAAGUUGUUGUUGUCUGAGCAAAGUAGAACGACCACAAUGAUCCGAGGAACACGAGGAUACGUGGCUCCUGAAUGGUUUAAGAAUGUUGCUGUGACGGUUAAAGUGGAUGUUUACAGCUUUGGGGUAAUGCUGUUGGAAAUAAUUUGCAGCAGAAGAAGUGUGUUAAUGAUGGAGGCUGGGGAAGAA